GGGUUGGCGCGGGCUCGCUGUCCACGGGAGUUUUUUGGCGUCCCUUGGUGCACGCUGGUACCCGGCCUCUAGGUACGCGGUUUUCCUGUGUGCUCCGGGAUCCGUGGCCCAGCACGGCCUGGUAAAGGCUCCACGGUGUUCCGGUGGUAGCUAGCCCUGCUGGCGUUUUCUCCCAGGCUCGGCCAUGCCGGCGGUGCUGGGGUUUGAAGGCAGCGCUAACAAGAUUGGCGUGGGAGUGGUGCGAGAUGGCACGGUGCUGGCGAACCCGCGGCGGACUUACGUCACGCCUCCGGGCACAGGAUUCCUUCCAGGUGAUACUGCCAGGCAUCACCGAGCUGUUAUCCUGGACCUGCUACAGGAGGCACUAACAGAGGCUGGAUUAACCUCCCAGGAUAUUGAUUGCAUUGCCUACACCAAAGGUAUAGCUGGGAAACUGCACUGGAAGAACAUACCUGGAGCCUGGCUAGGCCCUGGCAUGGGUGCCCCACUGGUUUCUGUGGCUGUUGUGGCCCGUACUGUGGCCCAGCUGUGGAAUAAGCCAUUGCUGGCUGUGAACCACUGCAUAGGCCACAUUGAGAUGGGCCGCCUCAUCACCGGAGCCACCAGCCCAACCGUGCUGUACGUCAGUGGAGGAAAUACACAGGUGAUUGCAUAUUCAGAACAUCGUUACCGCAUCUUUGGAGAAACCAUCGAUAUUGCUGUGGGUAAUUGUCUGGAUCGUUUUGCUCGAGUGCUAAAGAUUUCCAAUGACCCAAGUCCAGGCUACAACAUUGAACAGAUGGCAAAGCGAGGCAAGAAACUAGUUGAGCUACCCUAUACUGUAAAGGGGAUGGACGUCUCAUUCUCUGGGAUCCUGUCUUUCAUUGAGGAUGUAGCCCAGCGGAUGCUGGCCACAGGCGAGUGUACUCCUGAGGAUUUGUGCUUCUCUCUGCAGGAAACGGUGUUUGCAAUGCUGGUAGAGAUCACAGAGCGAGCCAUGGCACAUUGUGGCUCCCAGGAGGCCCUCAUCGUGGGAGGUGUUGGCUGUAAUUUGAGGCUACAGGAAAUGAUGGAGACAAUGUGCCAGGAACGUGGAGCUCGGCUUUUUGCCACAGAUGAGAGAUUCUGCAUUGACAAUGGAGCCAUGAUAGCCCAGGCUGGUUGGGAGAUGUUUCGGUCUGGGCACAGGACCCCCCUCAGUGAUUCUGGGAUCACACAGAGGUAUCGGACAGAUGAAGUAGAAGUAACCUGGAGGGACUAACAACUUUAACAGAAUCAGAGUAGAUAGUGCCCUAAGUAGAGCCUACAGGAACUUGGACCUUUAUCUCUGUCUGAUCUGGGCAUCCUGGGGAGGCUGUGGACUCCUGCCUCCCAUCAUUUGAACCUCAAGUUGAUUCUGCAAUAAAAUAUUGUUGGUUUUGUA
Molecule: messenger RNA, 1402 nt
Organism: Hyaena hyaena (striped hyena)
Lineage: Eukaryota; Metazoa; Chordata; Mammalia; Carnivora; Hyaenidae
Gene: OSGEP
Product: O-sialoglycoprotein endopeptidase
Exons: 11
Coding region: 185-1240 (351 amino acids)
Biological process (GO): tRNA threonylcarbamoyladenosine modification
Cellular component (GO): EKC/KEOPS complex; cytoplasm
Source: RefSeq, a predicted model, not a curated record